Molecule: messenger RNA, 1113 nt
Organism: Colletotrichum destructivum
Lineage: Eukaryota; Fungi; Ascomycota; Sordariomycetes; Glomerellales; Glomerellaceae
Product: Putative glycoside hydrolase family 16, concanavalin A-like lectin/glucanase domain superfamily
Exons: 1
Coding region: 1-1113 (370 amino acids)
Biological process (GO): carbohydrate metabolic process
Molecular function (GO): hydrolase activity, hydrolyzing O-glycosyl compounds
Source: RefSeq, a predicted model, not a curated record
AUGUUGACCAUGCAGGCUCUCUCUCUUCUUCCACUUCUCUUCAGCGUCGGCUGGUCAUCCCCGGCGCCAUUGCCUUACAAGGCGGGCUACCCCGGCUUCCAUGGUCCCGAAGGCACCAAGCCCGGCUUCGCUCCCUCCGGCACCGUCCCAUCUCUGUCUCGACAGAGCAGUCCCGCAGGCCCGACAAACAGCGCCGCUACGCCAACGGUUAGCGGCAUUCCGAGCAAAGCGAAUGAGACCAAGCCAGGCACCGGGGGCGGCGGCGGCCCGACCCUGCCCGAGGGCUUCGCGAAGAUUGUCUUCCAGGACGACUUCUCGACACAACAAGCCGGCGCCCUCCCCGACGCGUCAAAGUGGACGUUCGACAUCGGCACGGGCUACCCCGGCGGCGCCACGAACUGGGGCACGCAGGAGAUCCAGACGUACACAAAGGACACGGCCAACAUCGCCAUCUCCGAGAGCGGCACGCUGACCAUUACGCCCAUCAAGAACGGCGAGUCCUGGACGUCGUCCCGCAUCGAGACCAACGCCGCGCAGGACUUCACCUGCCCCGAGGGCGGCAAGCUGCGCAUGGAGGCCAGCAUCAUGAUCCCGGCCUCGGACCCGGCGACGCAGUCCGGCAUCUGGCCGGCCUUCUGGUCUAUGGGCUCCGCGUUCCGCACCAACGUCACCUCGUGGCCCAGCGUCGGCGAGAUCGACAUGCUCGAGGUCUCCAACGGCGUCGGCACCGUCUUCCAAACGGCCCACUGCGGCGUCAUCGACGGCGGGCCCUGCAACGAGAAGACGGGCCUCAGCUCCAGCGCCGAGUUCCCCCGCGGCGAGUUCGUCAAGGUCGCCUGCGAGGUCGACCGCUCCGGCGCCGGCGGCUUCGCCUCGGAGAAGCUCGUGUGGUAUGUCAACGGCACGCCGACCAAGACCCUCACCGGCCAGGAGAUCGGCGACGAGGCCGUCUGGAAGAACCUGGCCCAGACGCCCAAGAUGAUCCUGCUCAACGUCGCCAUCGGCGGCGAGUUCCCUGACGCCAAGGCCGGCACCAAGACGCCCAACGCGCAGACGGUGGGCGGGAAGGAUUCGAGGAUGGAGGUCAAGUACGUUGCUGUCUACAGCUCCUAG